AUGGAGACGGCAAUUUGGACUAUGUCAUCCAUACAGCUGAUCGGCUCCUUGAUCUCACAAACUCACAUCAACGACGAGGGAGAAGAUCACCUGAAAACGGAUGGCACUGGUCUUCACUGAGCGGUACAAGCCUUGAUCUCCGUCGAGUACACGACCGAUUGGGUGCUUGUUUGCAGUCUUGUAACAAAUCAUGUGAAGGAUAACGUCGUGGUGGAGCACGCCCACACCAACGUCGUGGAUGAUCAAAGGAAGGACGAGUUCACGAGUGUUUACACUAAGUUCUCGAUUCUCUUCCACACCAUCGAUUAUGAAAUGAACGUCUGGAGAGGGGGGACAGUUCCAACCAACAUCACGUGA
Messenger RNA from Soboliphyme baturini, 357 nucleotides. The record is from the annotation of a GenBank genome assembly. NCBI's taxonomy places the organism in Eukaryota, Metazoa, Nematoda, Enoplea, Dioctophymatida, Soboliphymatidae.